Molecule: messenger RNA, 1774 nt
Organism: Xenopus laevis (African clawed frog)
Lineage: Eukaryota; Metazoa; Chordata; Amphibia; Anura; Pipidae
Gene: fblim1.L
Product: filamin binding LIM protein 1 L homeolog
Exons: 8
Coding region: 216-1376 (386 amino acids)
Biological process (GO): cell-cell adhesion
Cellular component (GO): focal adhesion; stress fiber
Molecular function (GO): filamin binding
Source: RefSeq, a predicted model, not a curated record
UCCCUCAUUGACCCCUUGCAGAAAGGCUGGGUCCCAGCAGCACAAAGCAGGACACUCUCCUAUUGUUCUGGGAAGCGAGAGACAAGCGCAGACACACUCUCUAACACUCCCACACACCCAGCGCUAACACUCACUGGCUCACUCACUGGCACACUCACUGGCACCCCCCAAACACACUCACAAGCACCCAGGAAAGCCACCUCUGCAGCCAGGGGAUGUCGGGAAAGCGGAUGAUAUCUUCGGUGCAAAUCACUCUGGUGCCCCCAUGGAGACCGGAAAGUUCACAAAGAAAGGAUCCCCCCACCCAGCAUGAGACCCCCAGACUGGCUGCCCAGUUGCCCCACACUCCAGCCCCUGACACAGAGGAACUGCCCUGGAGGGACAACAAACAAGGUCUGAAUGGAGUUUCUCCAGAGGUUCCGAUUUUUCCAUGUUCCUUCCUGGAUGACAUUCCCAUUGAGGAGGACUGCCUCAGCCCAGAUCUUCAGCCACCCCCGCCACCACCUCCAGUCUUUUUUAAGAACCCAAGAAACCCCCACCCGGAUCUUCCUCCUCCUUCAAUCAGUGACUUGCUGAGUCUAGAACUGCAGAAACUGGAACUGGCCCACCCCGCUGCACACAAGAAAUCCAGUUCUGUGCCGUCAGCGCAGCCCCCCAUCCCACAGAACAACACGCCGGUGCCCACCGACCCACACAGGAGAGACACUGUGGCCCCUGACAAACAGAACCUAAAUGGGUUCCCUGCAAAGCAAGAGGCUGGAAGCACCCAGACAUCCCAUCAUGCACCUCUGACAAACGAUAUCUGCGCCUUCUGCCACAAAGCAAUUCCCUCCAGCAGUGCCGUCAUUGAAGCAAUGAAGAAACAAUAUCACGCCAACUGCUUCACCUGCAGAAAGUGCUCCCGCCUGCUGGCCGGACAACUGUACUACCAGACGGACGGACAACCCCUCUGUGAGCAUUGCUACAAGGAAACAUUAGACAAAUGUGCCAAGUGUCAGCUACUAAUCAAACAGCAUAUAGUUCGUGCCAUGGGGAAUGGGUAUCACCCAGAAUGCUUCACCUGUGUGGUGUGUCAGAGAAGAAUCGCUGAUGAGAGUUUUGCUGUGGAUGAAUUCAAUGACGUGUACUGUGCGGAGGAUUAUUACAGGAAAUUUGCCCCAAUCUGCAGCGCCUGCAACGACCCCAUCAUCCCAAAAGACGGGAAUGACUCCUAUAAAAUCGAGUGCCUUGGUCACAACUACCAUGAGAACUGUUACCGCUGUGAGAGAUGUGACAUUUCCCUGUCCCUGGAGCCGACAGAGACUGGAUGUUUCCCACUAAAAGGCAGUUUGCUGUGCAAGUCCUGUCACUUAUCCUGGAAGGAGGAGCUUUCUUAAAGGAGCUGCCAUGUGAUGCACAUACCGGCCACAGUGCAGGGGGGACUAUUUUUGCUGAAUCUUUGCUCUUUUGCACAUGAGCGACAGUCACAACAUGGCACUCGUUGUGUUGGCUGGAAAAUGAACUGUGGGGCUUUUCCCUCCACCCACGAAAGCCAAAACCACAUGACAGAAUGGGAAACAGAGACAAGUGCAAAUCAGAAUUCCCAUGAUGCUCAGUGUCUGUAGCCACAGGCUGAUGUGAUUCUUUGAGAAAUCCAUUUCUCUAAAAGAGCAAACAGAUUUUUUUAUAUUUAAUUUUGAAAUCUGACAUGGGGCUAGACAUAUUGUCAGUUUCCCAGCUGCCCCCAGUCAUGUGACUUGUGCUCUGAUAAACUUCAAUCACUCUUUACUGCUGU